Molecule: messenger RNA, 672 nt
Organism: Rotaria sordida
Lineage: Eukaryota; Metazoa; Rotifera; Eurotatoria; Philodinida; Philodinidae
Source: the annotation of a GenBank genome assembly
AUGAAUGAUCGAGACGAUUUUGCUGAAUUAGUUGGUAGCGCACGAAAUGUGACUAAAUGUUCAUCAUUUUAUUUUUAUGGUCGCAUUCGUUAUGGAACAAAAGGUGAAAAAGUUGAAGAAAGAUUUUUGUGUAUGGAUCAUGUUCGUGUGUAUAUUUGUUCAAUAAAAAUUCCUGUUAAAAUUGAAUCACAAUUUAAUAUUCUAUCGAUUAAAUCAAUAGAACGAUUAAAUGAUUCACAUAUUAUUAUUGAAACAGAUGCCAAACAAAGUCAUUCAUUAUAUGGUCUUCAUGAUAAAGCAUCAUUACAACCACUUCUUAUUAUACUUAUUCGAACUAUACGUGCUGUUUUUCCACAUAGAUUACAAGCAAUUGUGGAUAUUCGUCCAGAGAAUGAAUAUGAUAGAUUAUUACGUUUAUCAAAUGAAUAUUUUGAUGAUAAAUCAAGUGAUAUUCAUAUAUGUGGAGGCUUUUCCCAUCGUUAUGAAUGUGCUUGUGAUUUUUAUCAAACUCAAUGUCAUCGAUCAGUACAAAAUCUUGUUGAUACAGUAUUUGCUCAUCGUACAUCACGUGAAUUUACAUUUCGCGAAUUUGAAUCAUUUAAUCAAAAAGAUUGGUUACCAAUUAUUGGUGCAUUACGUCAUAAUGAAUGGUUUAUAAAAUUAACAAUUGAA